UCUGCUCGCUGCUCAGCGCCGUUUGUCGCCUUGGCUUGCGGUGUGGCAGUCAGUGCUGUCGCAAUGUGGGUUGUCAUCAAACGGGGUUGCGUACUGGAAGAACCUCACGAUGACCCGGAGAUUCCGCCUGUUCCUCCCGCCAAGCAUUAGCAUCGGUUCGCUCCCUGAACAAGAAAUACCAUCAGAACAUACAGGCGAACUACUCGGUAAUGGUCCGCUUGUGUCAUAUGAGGAUUACACGUUUGAAGACAGCGGCGCUUUGCAGCCUGCAUCUCAGGAGUGGUCCCCCGUUGUCCGAGCCGUUCGCUACAGUUUGGUGGAAAGCCCGUACUUCCCAGCAAAUCUUCUUCAGAAGCAUCAUUGGAGCUCAGAACUUCAGAACAGAGAGCAAAUCGAGUCGCUUGCUGGGUUCAACAACCACUUUCCUCUUUGCGUGGAAGUCAACGAUACAAUGUCCGCUGAACACGUCAACCCGACAGCUCUUGAGCUCCAUGUUGGUACAGAGCCUACGGAGGAAUUGCUUCAGCACACUUUGAGCUUAUACUGGAACUCUCUGUUUGAUGGGCUGUUCGGGGCAAACAAUCGAGAUAGUCUCGUCAACGAAAAUGAUUUUGGGGCGAGCAUCCUUGCCUCACACCCCAUGCAUCAUCACCUUGAGAUACAACAAGGAUCAGCUUCUCUGCACGCUAGUUUGCCGAAUGAACGGGACAUCAAAUCUCUGGGGAUCUCAAACCCAGCACUAGUUGAUGGUGUGGAUACACAUUCCGAAAGCACGGGUCCCACCUCUGUCCAUCUUGCCUCAAUCGCGUCUUCAGUGACGAUUAUCCUUCCUACAACUUCACAGGAAAGGAUGGACUCCAUCAGCACCACUUUGCCUACCUUUGACUCGCAAGCAGCGUUGAUAAAUGGAGGCUUCAACCGGGCUACACAUCGAGCGUCAAAUGGAAUCAAGGAUAACGAUGCCGCUGCUUCCAACAGAGAGUCCGAUCCCUUCCCUUUACCACAUGCUCCCACUGAGUCGCAACUGGCUUCAAUGGCGAGCAGUACGAGCGGGCAUUCUGCGCGACGACAGCAUCAGAACCCUCCAACCAGACGAGACUUUGUUCUGCCAUUGCAGUCCACCCUCCAACCCGUCCGUUCCGCGCUUCUUCCCGCAACAAAUCUUUCAAGCUGUCGCAUAAACACACGGUGCGCCAUAUUAGCUGUCGUGACGCAGCUUCAUGUGGUGAAACACAUGUCGAUAGAUGGCGCAUCUGUGCCCGUUACCUCGGUUUUGGUGGCGGAUCAUACCGUUCCGUUCUUCCCUAUUACACUCUGGAGAGCGAACACAAGAUGGUUGGACAUGCUGGAAGUAGGCGACAUUGUUUACAUCAACGAUGUCCGAAUAAGUGAGUUUCGGCGAAUCACGUCGGCCACUGCGCUCUCACAUUCUUCUAUCAGAAUCGUGCAUCGGCUAUGUACGGAUGCGCCAAUUGAUGAAGAUGUGGACGGACAUGCGUUGGCCUUACCCAUUCCGCAGCUGCAAACACUGUUCGAAUGGGCCCAAGAACAGCCGCUGAUGCAGUAUCAGAGCCGUUAUCGGAGAAGGCCUGCAGAAGAAGACAACUCAAUGGAUGGCAGAUAAGGGAGUCAUCAUCUGAUGGUGGGAACUGUCUGUCCAUGUCUCAGAGGGGCAGAUAACGUGUGGCGUUCGGGGGUGAUCCGAAACGAAAGGGCGAGAAUACGAAAUAUCUAUUCUGAUGCGAACAUGAUGUAAAUGGGCUGCGGAGGACAGGGCCAGAUUGUGCAAUAUACACCAGCAGUGGUAUUUGGGUGUCUAAUUACUGUGCGAGUUGCUUGGUAUCCGAGGGCCUUCGCGAACUUGUCGUAGAUGAAAGCGGAUCGAGCUUUGCGUCCACUGCAUGGUCUCCGGACCGCCUUUGACUUAUCACCCAGUUGACGUAUUCGUUGAACGAUACUUUUCCGUCGCGAUUAUGGUCUAGCUCCUUUGGUUCGGAAGAUUUGGGC
Molecule: messenger RNA, 2007 nt
Organism: Fimicolochytrium jonesii
Lineage: Eukaryota; Fungi; Chytridiomycota; Chytridiomycetes; Spizellomycetales; Powellomycetaceae
Exons: 3
Coding region: 110-1624 (504 amino acids)
Source: RefSeq, a predicted model, not a curated record